AAAAAAAAAAAAAAAAAAAAAACAUGGCAAGCGGCCAAACACGCCGAACCUUGUAACCCUUCAGAAAAAGUUACGCCUUUUUUCUUUACUUCAACUGAACUGCGUCUGCCUCUGUCGAAGCUCUCGGCGACCCCCAUCGACAGCCACCGGCCACCUCCGAACAAGAGGGGGAGCCCUGUUCUCCUUCAAAAGAAUCCCAGCACAUGUGAUUGAUUUCAAAAGAGGGGAAGCGACACACAUAAAAAGUCUUGGAUUCGAAGGGAAGAAGGGUAACUAUCCAGCCCCUGUUCUUCGAUUUCCUGUGGGGUGAAACACAGCAUACACGCACCUGCCGGGAACAAUCCAUCCCCUGUUAUUCGAUCUCAGGGGCGUCGUUUUCUCUCAGGCUUACAAAAUACGAGAAAAUCUACGAGAUUUUGGUGGCGAGUUCAGAGUAAACGAACGAUCCCUAACCUUGGUCCCAAGUUCAGAAGCCAAUUCAGUUGAAUUUAAUGAUUGCAGCGGAUAGUGAAUCAAUGAAUAUGGAGGCAAAAGAAGACUACCAUUCAAAUAAUGAGGCUUCUUCAUGUAAUGACAAUUCAGAAGAUGACUGGGAAGCUGUUGCAGAUCGUGCUCCAGAUGAGUUAGUAAAUUUAUCAAAACUGAGACUUGAAGAUAAAAAAGAUCAAACUCCUACUGCAAGGCGUGGGAGGGGCACAUUUUCAUAUGAAAAACAAAAACAUGGCUUGUAUUUGUAUAGUGAUCAACAACAAUCUUCUUCUAUUCAAGAUGAUUCACUAAAUCAAACUACUUCUCAAGGACAUCAACCCACAACAGACUUAAAAUAUGGUACUCGACAUGCUCUUGUUCUUGAAGGCUUCCAAGCAAAUAUGAGUACAAGUGGGCUUGAGAAUUUGUUGAACAAGUUUGUUUCUCAUGAUUUUGUGAUACGUUGGGUCAAUGAUACCACUGCAUUUGCUGUCUUCAGAACACCAGCAAUUGCUGUUGAGGCAUGUAACUUGAUUAAGUGUCCAUUUACAGUUCGUGUACUUGAUGAGAAUGAUGUACUCCUAAGCUCCAUUCCAGAAAAAGAUUUGGAGCCACCUCGACAAAGGCCAAAAACAUCAGCAAGAACUGCCCAAAGGUUAAUUGCUCAUGGAAUGGGACUCAAGUUGCCUUCCACAAGUUUCACCCAAAAACAACUCAAGGAACAAGAAGCAGCCCGAAAGCAACGCAUACUUUCCAGACAGAAUCUCAAAGAUGAUGCUUGGGGGGGACCCACCGACUAAAUGUUUUCUUUCUUUUGCCUGCUGGAUUUUAAUAUCUCAAUCUAAUCACGGAUA
Lactuca virosa is the source of this 1322-nucleotide messenger RNA. The record is from the annotation of a GenBank genome assembly. NCBI's taxonomy places the organism in Eukaryota, Viridiplantae, Streptophyta, Magnoliopsida, Asterales, Asteraceae.